GCGCGGAGGGUUGGUGCGGCAUUACCGGCACCUGGCCCGGGCCAUCGUGCGUGUCACCUUCACCCAGCCUCCCAGAAACUGCGCGCUAGAUGCGCACUCGGGCGUUUCCGGCAGGUGACGCUACCGCGUCCCCGGAGCGGGACUUGAAGGAGGGCCUCAAGCAAUCUGGGCUGAACCGGCGCGCGCCGCUGACGGGGCGGAGCCUAUAAGGAGGCCCCGAGGAUCUGGAGUAGUGGCAGUGCAGAGUGCUCGGGGUCUGUCUCUUGUUAAGAGCAUAUUGCUGGGCUUUUCCUCUUUUUAUCCUGUUUGACUGUUAUUUUAAUAGCCCACAGGUCCUGGCUCCACAAAGAUAAGACAGAUCUGUGAUGUGAGGAUAAAGAACAGUGAAGAGCAGAGAGGGAAAGGCCUGAAUGAGAUCUCAACCUUCAGAGAUCAGCAGUAGCUGUGUGACAACGGAGCAUUUGACCCAGAUGAUGGAAGGGACAGCUUGGUGUUCUCCAGAUUCUGCCCUUUUCAAGGAAGAAGAGGAUAUGACCAGUUCUCUUGGAACAGUAACAUUUAAGGAUGUGGCUGUGGACCUCACCCAGGAGGAAUGGCAGCAAAUGAAACCUGCUCAGAGGGACUUGUACCGUGAUGUGAUGCUGGAGAACUAUAGCAACCUAGUCACAGUGGGCUGCCAAGUCACCAAACCAGAUGUGAUCUUCAAGUUGGAGCAGGAAGAGGAGCCAUGGGUGAUAGAAGAAGAAAUGCUUGGGAGGCCCUGUCCAGAAGUUUGGGAAGAUGAUGAACAGAUCAAGGAGCAGCAGGAAACACUUGUGAGGAAAGUCACAUCCAUCUCCAAGAAAACUCUAAUUAAAGAAAAUGUCAUUGAAUGUAAAAAAGUUGCAAAAGUAUUUCCUCUGGGCUCAGACAUUGUUACUUCAAGACAAAACUUCUAUGAAUAUGACUCAUUUGAUAAGGGUUUUGAACAUAAUUUAGACUUACUUAGUUAUGAGAAAGGCUGUAUAAGAGAGAAAAGUUAUGAGUGUAAUAAGUAUGGGAAACCAUUUUACCAUUGCUCAUCACAUGUUGUAUCCCCCUUUAAGUGUAAUCAGUGUGGACAAGACUUUAAUCAUAAAUUUGACCUCAUCAGACAUGAGAGAAUUCAUGCUGGAGAGAAACUGUAUGAAUGUAAGGAAUGUGGAAAAGCUUUCAGUAGGAAGGAAAAUCUUAUUACACAUCAAAAAAUUCAUACUGGGGAAAAACCAUAUAAGUGUAAUGAAUGUGGAAAAGCUUUCAUUCAAAUGUCAAACCUUAUUAGACACCAGAGAAUUCAUACCGGAGAAAAACCUUAUGCAUGUAAGGAUUGUUGGAAGGCCUUCAGUCAGAAAUCAAAUCUCAUUGAACAUGAGAGAAUUCAUACUGGAGAAAAACCCUAUGAAUGUAAGGAAUGUGGAAAAGCCUUUAGCCAGAAGCAAAAUCUUAUUGAGCAUGAGAAAAUUCAUACUGGCGAGAAACCUUAUGCAUGUAAUGAAUGUGGUAGAGCUUUUUCUCGAAUGUCAUCUGUUAAUCUGCAUAUGAGAAGUCACACAGGGGAGAAACCCUAUAAAUGUAAUAAAUGUGGAAAAGCCUUCUCUCAAUGCUCAGUAUUUAUUAUACAUAUGAGGAGUCAUACAGGGGAGAAACCCUAUGUAUGCAGUGAAUGUGGGAAAGCCUUCUCUCAAAGUUCAUCCCUUACUGUACAUAUGAGAAAUCAUACAGCUGAGAAACCCUAUGAAUGUAAUGAAUGUGGAAAAGCCUUCAGCCGGAAAGAAAAUCUCAUUACACAUCAAAAAAUUCAUACUGGAGAGAAACCUUAUGAAUGUAAUGAAUGUGGGAAAGCUUUUAUUCAGAUGUCAAACCUCAUCCGACACCAGAGGAUUCAUACUGGUGAAAAACCCUAUGCAUGUACAGUAUGUGGGAAAGCCUUUAGUCAGAAAUCAAAUCUCACUGAACAUGAGAAAAUUCAUACUGGAGAGAAACCCUAUCAUUGUAAUCAAUGUGGAAAAGCUUUCAGUCAGAGACAAAAUCUCCUUGAACAUGAAAAAAUUCAUACUGGAGAGAAACCAUUUAAAUGUAAUGAAUGUGGUAAAGCCUUCUCUCGAAUCUCAUCCCUUACUCUUCACGUUAGAAGUCAUACAGGGGAGAAACCGUAUGAAUGUAAUAAAUGUGGAAAAGCCUUCUCUCAAUGCUCAUUACUUAUAAUACAUAUGAGAAUUCACACCGGUGAGAAACCUUUUGAAUGUAAUGAAUGCGGGAAAGCAUUCUCUCAAAGAGCAUCCCUUUCUAUACAUAAGAGAGGUCAUACAGGUGAGAAACCAAAAUCCUGUGAAUCCAAGGAAUGUAAGACUUUCAGGUACCAAUCACACCAUAGUCAACAUGAAGGAAGUCAUAAUAAGGAAAAAGAAUCUAAAUGUGGAGAAUGUGGGAAAGCCUUUAAUAGUAGGUCAGACUUGAUUAAGCAUCAGAGAAUUCAUGAAAGCAAAAAAAGUGAUGAAAAUAAGAAAUGUGCCUUUAUUCGUGACGCUCAGAUUACAAAAUCUCAGAGCAUUAAUACUGCCGAGAAACCUCAUAAAUGUAAGGAAUGUGGGAAAGCCUUUCAUUCUAACUCGCAACUUAGUAAACAUCAAAGGAUUCAUAUAGAUGAGAAACCCUAUAAGUGUACAGAGUGUGGAAAGCCAUUUCCAUCUACCUCACAACUCAAUUUACAUCAGAGAAUUCAUACUGAUGAGAAAUACUAUGAAUGUAAGGAGUGUGGGAAAGCCUUUACCCGUCCCUCACACCUUAUUCGACAUCAGAGAAUCCAUACUGGUGAGAAACCCUAUAAGUGUAAGGAAUGUGGGAAAGCUUUUCGUUAUGACACACAACUUAGUCUUCAUCAGAUAAUUCAUACUGGUGAAAGACGCUAUGAAUGUAAGGAAUGUGGGAAGGUCUAUAGUUGUGCCUCACAACUGAAUCUACAUCAAAGAAUUCAUACUGGUGAGAAACCUCAUAAAUGUAAGGAAUGUGGGAAAGCUUUUAUCUCUGAUUCACAUCUUGUCCGACAUCAGAGUGUUCAUACUGGUGAGAAACCAUAUAAAUGUAAGCAAUGUGGGAAGUCUUUUCGUCGUGGCUCAGAACUUACCAGACAUCAGAGAGCUCACACGGGUGAGAAACCUUAUAAAUGUCGGGAAUGUGAAAUGGCCUUUACUUGUAGCACAGAACUUAUCCGACAUCAAAAAGUUCACACUGGUGAGAGACCCCAUAAAUGUAAGGAAUGUGGGAAGGCUUUUAUUCGAAGGUCAGAACUUACUCAUCACAAGAGGAGUCAUAGUGGUGAAAAACCCUAUGAGUGUAAAGAAUGUGGGAAGGCCUUUGGUCGUGGCUCAGAACUUAGUCGACACCAGAAGAUUCAUACUGGUGAGAAACCCUAUGAAUGUAAGGAAUGUGGGAAAGCCUUUAUUCGUGGCUCACACCUUAGUCAACAUCAAAGAAUUCAUACAGGACAGAGGAGUGAAUGAAGGCAUGUGGGAAGCGUGGAAUUUAAUUGACACCUGGAAAUUCAUACUAGUAAAACACAAACAAAACCCCCUCUAAUUGUAAGGAAUACGGGAAAGCAUUUAAGGAUAACAACUUAAUAUCAGAGUUCAUACUGUGGAUGUGAGGGAGUCCAGAAUUGAUAUUUGUUACUGAUUUAAAACCUUAUAAAUGUUAUGAAUUGCGAGGGGUGUAUUUGUGUUUCAGAAUUUAUUAGACAUCAAUCAAUUGGUGAAAAAGUGAAAAACUCCAUGAAUAUAAAGAAAGUGGAAAGGCUUAUUAGGAAAGCAGUGUUAGAGACAUUAAUCAUUCUAACUUUUCUCAACAUCAAGGGUCAAUUAGCCCUUAUGGGAAACCAGAAGUCAUAAUAUAAAUAUUUAUAUGGAGUACCAAUUUGCUUUAGCUAACUAACUAUUCAUCUGAUAAUUCAUACUAGAGGAAGGCUACAUUGUUAAAAAUGCAGCAGAUUCUUCCAUUCCAUUCAACUCUUGUUAAAUGUUUGCAAGCUCUGAACUGAAUCAGAGUGGGAAAGGAUUUAACCAAUAUUUAGUGUUUACUUGGCUUCACCAUUAUUACUCAUUUCUUAUAGGGCUAAUGACUUAACCAAAUUCUAUCAUUUAUCAAUUAGUAAUAUUAGAACCAUAUUUCUUAGUAGCAUUGUGUACAUUGUAUCCCUUAGAAUAGUGUCUGGUUCAUAUUGAAAGUGUGUUAAAUAAGAGGGGCUUUAUUCUUUUUUUUUUUUUUUGCGGUACGUGGACCUUUCACUGUUGUGGCCUCUCCCGUUGCGGAGCACAGGCUCCAGAUGUGCAGGCUCAGCGGCCAUGGCUCACGGGCGCAGCCGCUCCGCAGCAUGUGGGAUCUUCCCGGACUGGGGCACGAACCCGUGUCCCCUGCAUUGGCAGGUGGACUCUCAACCACUGUGCCACCAGGGAAGCCCUAGAGGGGCUUUAUUCUUAAUUUUGUUUUCCUAAUUGUGUAUUAGAGAUCAUAUGAGAGGAAGGCCUUAUGUGUGCAGUGACUAUAUGAAGAUCUUACAUCAUCUUUCUUCAUGGAAUGUUAGAUAUUUCCUUCUGGAGAAAAAUUUUAAAACAAGCUUUUCAUAGGUUGCCCUUUUCCCCAUUAGGGGGUUCAUAAUGUAAAAAACCCCAGUAGAAUAAAUGUGGGGUGCUGUGAGGUCAGAGGGAAGACUUAGAUAAUUUUUUUUAAGACCUUCUAAAAAACAAGAGACAUAUGCCAUGAUCUCUGGCCUCUCUUUUAGUGAAUUAGAAAAUAAAGCCUCAGCCAAAAUCCAUUUCUCCACAAGGAAAUUUAAGAUACUUGUAUAAAUAAUUUUUACAUUAAAAAGGAAAUCAAGGCAGGGCUUCCCUCAUGGCUCAGUGGUUAAGAAUCCACCUGCCAAUGCAAGGGACACGGGUUCCUGCCCUGCUCUGGAAAGAUCCCACAAACCGCUGAGCAACUAAGCCCGUGCGCCACAACUACUGAGCCUGCGCUCUAGAGCCCGCGAACCACAAAUACUGAGCCCGAGAGCACCUAGAGCCCAUGCUCUUCAACAAGAGAAGCCACCCAAUGAGAAGCCCGGGCACUGCAACGAAGAGUAGCCCCCGCUCACCGCUUAGCCCGCGCACAGCAACAAAGACCCAACGCAGCCAAAAAUAGAAAUAAAUUUUUUUUUUUAGAAAAGGAAAUCAAAGCAAAUUAUCAUUAGGCAGAUUGUCAUUCAAAUGAAUGACAAAGAGACAACUUCAUGUUAAAAUUUGUAGGACGCAACCAAAGCUUUACUGAGGGAAUUUAACUUCUUUCAGUAUAUGUAGAAAACAGGGAAAAUUCAAAGCGAGGGUUCAUUCUCACGUCCUUAUACUUAGUGCACUGCCUAUUCCUGGUAGGUUCCCAUUAAACAUCUGUUGAUCAGAGGAAUGAGAGAGUGAAUGAAUAAGCAUCCAACUCUAGUAUGUUGAGGUGCUCUAACAAAAUAAGUGCAAAGCCCCAAAAAACACCUAAAACUUUUUGAAGUGAAAAAGAUUUCACCCUAGAAAGAAAAAACUCAAGCAUCAUAAGUGAGAAAGGAUAUGUAACUACAGAAAUGAAGGAGAUGAAGAAAUAAGCCAAUAUUGUUUGGCUGACACUGUUGGUUGCCUGUCCAUUGGUAUUAACCAUUCUCCCUUUGCCAGGAUUGCCUGCUGCCCACCUAAGUCUAAAUGCCAGAUGCUUGCCCUCCUAAUUGCUUUGCAGCUGGGCAUGUGUGUAACAGUCCCGGCCAUAGAAGAUCUAAGCAAAAAGUCUGCAGGUGAGCUUCAGUUAAAUAUUGUUUACUAACAAAAUAGGAGGAAAUGGUCUUCCUAUAUACAGGAUGCAUGUCUCUGUGUCUGUGUGAUACCUGGAAUUAUGGCCAUUUUACAACCAGGGGAGGCGAGAAACUGAGAUUGGCACAGGAAUAACUUGUGUGUUUGACAUUAUUGAGAUGAUGAAACAAUUCAGAACUGCCCUGUGCCCGGACGGGUGUGAACUAAGAAAUUCUGUGCCUAUAUGUUAUAAGUUUAUAUUCAACUUUAUAUAUCCAAGUCCUAGAAAAAAAUAUUUUCCUAUACAUACACAUUUAUUCCACUUUAGUAACAUGAGAAAAUGUUUAUAUUCAGCUUUUUAUGGUGUAUGUGAAAUUAUAGAAAAAGCAUUAUUUUCUUAAACAUAUAUGUGUGUGUAUAUAUAUAUACAACUUUGAUUUGUUAAGAUGUAGGAAAUGUCUGUUUGCAUUUAGCAUCUCAGUAUAUGUUUAUAUGCAGUUUUUUUUAGUAUGUCUGAAAUCCAGGAAAAGUAGUAGUUUCCUGAAUAUAGUAAGAACCAAGAAAAAACUAAUUAAAGAGCUACACCAUAUAAUUCCUCUAGUACUAGAGUAGAUAAAAUCUAAGUCUUUAAGAUAUAAAGAGUAUCAGCUAUGAGGCUAACACAACCCCUAUACCAAAUUUGGAAAAGGACAGCAUCCAGCUCAAAUCAGCUAUAAAAAUAAUCCAUUGUACUCAAUGGUAUAUGAGUAUUCCAAUUAAAAUAGCAAGUCAAAUCUAGCAGCCUAUUAAAAGAAAACAGAGGGGUUGUUUUGUCUAGAAUAAAAUGGUUCAUGACCUGAUCUGUCAGAUUGUAAAAAAUGUGAUGUAUAAAUGUAGUGUUUGCACAUUGAAAACUAGACACUAAAACAACUUAUCCACUGAAAGUAGUAAACUGUUAGCAGCAUAUGCAUAUUCAACUGCUGUGAGGUCACUGCGUUGCCCUCUUAAUCACACCUCAUGGGGUGUAAUCAGUCACAGCAUUUGGAAUAAUCACCAUCCAGUGUAUUCCACCUUUGCCCCACACUUUAGAAAAAUAUUACAUACUAAGUUUAAUGUAAACAUGUAUUAUGUGACAGAUUAAAUCAGUCAUAGCUAAAUAUCAAUCAACCCAUUGGAGGACAAUUUAUAACAAAAAUUUGGGCAUUUUUUUUUAAAGAGGGAAAUGAUUACUAAAUUUUAUCUAUACUUUCUCUACAAUUUCUAACUUUUUGAGUUAUAAUAAAUGUUAUAGUUAUAAUGAAUGUCAAGAAAUGAUUCUCUGUAGACUGGAGGUUGCCAAGGGGGAGGGGGUUGGGAGAGGGUUGGAUUGGAAGUUCGGGAUUAGCAGAUGCAAACUGGCAUAUAUAGAAUGGAUAAUAACAAGGUCCUACUGUAUAGCACAGGGAACUAUAUUCAAUAUCCUGUGAUAAACCAUAAUGGAAAAGAAUAUGAAAAAAUAUAUGUAUAACUGAGUCACUUUACAGCAUUAAUUAACACAACAUUGUAAUUGAACUAUACUUCAAUAAAUUUUAAAAAGAAA
This is a messenger RNA of Lagenorhynchus albirostris (white-beaked dolphin), 7371 nucleotides long. It is a transcript of the gene ZNF568, whose product is annotated as zinc finger protein 568. Lineage: Eukaryota; Metazoa; Chordata; Mammalia; Artiodactyla; Delphinidae. Gene Ontology annotation, cellular component: nucleus. The coding region runs from base 411 to 3518 and encodes 1035 amino acids. Gene Ontology annotation, biological process: regulation of immune system process; regulation of cytokine production; negative regulation of transcription by RNA polymerase II. The transcript is spliced from 9 exons. The record is from RefSeq and is a predicted model, not a curated record. Gene Ontology annotation, molecular function: RNA polymerase II cis-regulatory region sequence-specific DNA binding; DNA-binding transcription repressor activity, RNA polymerase II-specific.